AUGCCUCACAAGUCUUUUCACGUACCGCUGCGCAAGUCGAGUGUAAACGCUCCCACUGGCGAGAUCCACUCUCAAAGCAGCAAUCGAAAUGACCAAAAGUCGAGAUCUAUACACAAGGCCCAGAGGAUUUUAGGAACAACGGACAUCGCCCUUGAUCACGACUAUCACCGGCGGCCCGACAAAAAGACUAACACCCGAAAAAGCUAUCUGAAUGCGCCUGAUCUUCUGACCCAGCAUGAAGCCAUAGAGGACGGCGUGCACUCUUCAAACCUUCGUGUCCGGGCCUCGUCGCCUUUGUUAGGUCAGGACUAUAGAGAUACCGUUGACUCGACACCUCCCCUUGUCCAGCUCACAAGGAAAUUGCAUCUGUCGGGCUCUUCAUCCGCUCUAUAUUCUCGUUAUAGCUCCCGAGAGCCCCACGGUACCUCGAGCGCAAGCCUUGAGUCGACGGAACAUGGCCUAACUCCCGAACUUCUUGGAGAGAUAUCCGAUGGUGGAUUGAAUCCUGCAUUCAAACAGCCCAAAGGCCCGAUGAAGGAUACCAAACGCAAGACGCGACCACCUAGGAUUGAUCUUUCUUUGCUAUUUCCCAAACCGCAGUCAAACAAUACCCCUCUUCUUUCACCACAACGUAUGGUAACCUCGCCGUCGGCCAUCUCCACAACAUCAGAUAACUCUACGAUGAAACCACGGAAAUUCGAGCCCCGAUUACCUGGGAAGAAACUCACAAAGACGCCGCCGCAAUUGAGACCAUCGCAACGCCCAGAGAAUAAUCAUCAACCACUAGCUGGCGUCCUAGGCUCAUCCAUUUCGCACGGUACGACUGGCCCGGAGUGGUCCAACCCUUCACUGGAACGAACUGUCCGUACCAGCGAGAUCGACAGGGCCCUCGAGAAGAACUUUGAUGUGCAAUUAUCGCCGCGAUCACCGGACCGAUCUCAAUACAACCAAAUGAACUUCAGCUUGCGCAGCAGAGGGAAUCUCCAACGGAGCGAUUCAAAGUCUAUGCUAUCGGCUAGAUCCGGGGAAUCCGCACGAUCCUCUCAAAGGACCCUGCGGGAAGCUCAAUCGAACAAAUCCCUGAGGGAUAUGCCACCAGCACCCUUCCGAUUUGGGUUGCGUGAGGAUGUGUCUUCAAAAAAGGACAAUCCUCUGAUGUCGAAGAAGAGCAGCAAAAGCACUCUGAAGAACUCCGACCUCACCAACUCGAGCGUCCUGUGCCUCUCCUCGUCCGAAGAUGAAGAUGAAGAGCCGCCCUUCAUACCUCCACCCCGGUUCAACAAGAACAAAAGGGAUAGCGUGUCUACAUACGGGGAUUUCGAAGCAGAGAUUUGCACAGCUACGACUGCACAAGCGACGAAAAGCAUGCUAAGAAGCGUGGAGCGCCCUUCGUCUUCCAACACGCAAGGGUCCCGUUCUAGUCUCAAGCCCUCCCAGCCCCGGCGAGACUCUUCGGUAUCGAAGCACUCUUCGUCUACAACUGGUGUCAGCCGGUCACGUCGUUCAAGUGGGAUACCCGCCAUCCAAGAGCCCAAUUUCCUGCAUAACGAUCCGAUAUUCGACCAGACCAAAGUCCCGGCGAGAACCCCGUCUCUGUCGCAGAAGGAGAUCAAUCGGAGGAGCAGGCUUAUGGCCGUUACCAGACAAGAGGAGCGUCUCCUCGAAGUCGUGAGACAGCGGCAGGGCAAGAUUACCCCAAGUUUAUUCAAUGAGUCCGUGGAGCCGGAUCGCCGCUCUAUAGCAUCGGGUCCUUCUCGAGAUUCAUUCUACUGCGCCGACACCUCAUUUUUACGCCUCAGCCCCGGAAUACCUUCUCCCGCAAUGGCACGCGCAGUCCAAGCGAGCCAGAAAACCCGAGGUAGCUCGACACCGAGAGGCCCCGGAUCUGAUAUCGAUGCAAAAACCAUCCAUUCAUUUCCAUCGCCGCGGGCUAGUCUGAUUUCCUCAAAAAGCCUUCCUUCUCCUGCUACGAGCACGACAUCCCCUCUGACUCCGACCCUUCCUAUUCACCGCUUCUCCCCCUUACCGUCUCAAAAACCUCCCCCGCGCCGACCCCCGCCUCCUGUUCCCGGUCUCCAAAGACAGCACUCCAGGAGACGCACGGACAGCAGCGGAGCGAUUGGUCUUGAAAACACCACCGAUAACCGAAAAGAAAGCAGCGAAUUCCCAAUUUGGGCGCUCGGCUGGAAUAGCGAGAGCAGCAACAUGACCGCAGUGCAUUGA
Messenger RNA from Aspergillus calidoustus, 2223 nucleotides. The record is from the annotation of a GenBank genome assembly. NCBI's taxonomy places the organism in Eukaryota, Fungi, Ascomycota, Eurotiomycetes, Eurotiales, Aspergillaceae.